Felis catus (domestic cat) is the source of this 1544-nucleotide messenger RNA. Its product is annotated as sodium- and chloride-dependent creatine transporter 1-like. Gene Ontology annotation, biological process: sodium ion transmembrane transport. Gene Ontology annotation, cellular component: membrane. The record is from RefSeq and is a predicted model, not a curated record. Lineage: Eukaryota; Metazoa; Chordata; Mammalia; Carnivora; Felidae.
CCGGGCCAGGGCCUGAGGCGGGGGCAGGUCCUUGAACCCAGCCCGGUGGAUUUCCCACGCGUGCCUGGGUAGUCCUCCGCAACUUCCACACUCCAGCCCAGCUGCCUUCCGUCCUGAGGGGACAGGCCCAGGCGACCGCCAGCUGAACUUGCCUGUGUCGGGCAACCCCGCCCCAGUUUCCCUCUCUUCCUCACUCACUACUUCCUCACUCUCUGCUUUGCGGCCAGCCUGGGGGGACCCGGCCCGUGGCCCUCCCUUGCCUACCUGUCCUGCUCUGCUGAGGGUGGGACGGAGGCAGAGGUCUUCGCGGUCACCUCGCUGUCGCCUCUGUCUCCGGCCGGCCCAGUCCACUCCGUCCUGCCCAGGACCCUGCCUCUGUGCAGAGAACCACAGGAGGCAUGGGACCUGCCUCCAAGUCAUGUCCUGCUCCCCAGCCGGGGAAGGUCCUGCCUCCGCCCUCCCUCUCUACAGCUGACCUAUACUUGCUGGGGCGGCCGAUGGCCAGCUGAGCACCCCACUUCCUUCAGGAGGAGCCCAGGCUCUGAGGAGUAGAAGGGGGGGCUGCAGGCUGGCCUCCCGCUUGACCUCGGAGUGGACCGUACCACAGUGGGGGGAGUGUGGCCCGCCUGUCCCCCUGCUGAGGCUGGGGGCCCCUAAGUGGCGAGGCGGGGCCGCAGGGCCCCUUCUGAGCAGGUCCCCCCUCCGUCCCCCCCCCGCCCCAGAUCGUGUACUUUACGGCUACCUUCCCCUGCAUGGUCCUUAUCGUGCUGUUGGUGCGGGGGGUGUUGCUAUCCGGCGCCCUGGAUGGCAUCAUCUACUAUGUCAAGCUUGACUGGUCGAAGCUGGGGUCCCCUCAGGUGUGGAUAGAUGCCGGGACCCAGAUUUUCUUUUCUUUCGCCAUCGGCCUGGGCGCCCUCACGGCGCUGGGCAGCUACAACCGCUUCAACAACAACUGCUACAAGGACGCCAUCAUCCUGGCCCUCAUCUACAGCGGGACCAGCUUUUUCGCUGGCUUCGUGGUCUUCUCCAUCCUGGGCUUCAUGGCCGCAGAGCAGGGCGUGCACAUCUCCAAGGUGGCGGAAUCAGGGCCCGGCCUGGCCUUCAUCGCCUCCCCCCUGGCCGUCACGCUAAUGCCUGUGGCCCCCCUCUGGGCUGCCCUGUUUUUCUUCAUGCUGUUGCUGCUCGGCCUGGACAGCCAGUUUGUAGGUGUGGAAGGCUUCAUCACCGGCCUGCUCGACCUCCUCCCGGCCUCCUACUACUUCCGUUUCCAAAGGGAGAUCUCCGUGGCCCUCUGCUGCGCCCUCUGCUUUGUCAUCGACCUCUCCAUGGUGACUGAUGGCGGGAUGUACGUCUUCCAGCUGUUUGACUACUACUCGGCCAGCAGCAGCACGACCCUGCUGUGGCAGGCCUUCUGGGAGUGCGUGGUGGUCGCCUGGGUGUACGGAGCCGACCGCUUCAUGGACGACGUCGCCUGCAUGAUCGGGUACCGCCCUUGCCCCUGGAUGAAAUGGUGCUGGUCCUUCUUCACCCCGCUGGUCUGCAUG